GACAUUGACGAUCCUUCACAUUCCAACAGCUUACACAGCACGGACAAAUACCAAGGAUCCUUCUGCCUACCUACACCCUCCCUUUACGGUAGCCAAGACCACCAAGAAUCAACCAUCAGUUUCUCGUUGACGAGAGACAUAUCACAAUCCUUUUUUGAAACUUCAACCACCAUCAACAUGAAGUCGACCACUGUUAUCAUCAGCCUUUUGGCUUCAGUUGCUCUUGCCCAGCCUCGCCACGGCCAUUACCACCAAAAGAAGGACCAUGGUCACUACAACAAGCGUGCUCUUGUCACGGAGUGGGUGACUGAAACCGUCUAUGAGACCGUCACCAAGGUCAUUGACGCGACCACCACCCAGGUGAUCGUUCCUCCAAAGGCCACUUCAACCCUCAUCACCUCCGUCUCGCAGGCCCACUCCAGCGCUGCGCCCGUGGUUCCCGUGGUUCCCGCCUCUUCUCCCAAGGUUGAGGCUCCUCCUCCUGCUCCUGAGACCACCAGCUCUAGCCAGGCCGCUCCUCCGGUUCAGACAGUCGCUCCUGCCCCUCCUCCUCCUCCUCCUCCCGUGGAGAGCUCGUCUGCCCCGGCCCCUGUUGUUCAGCCCGCCGCCGCCACCGUUGCCUCUCCGCCGGCCGUUGAGACUGCCAAGACGGAGUCUAUUUCCAGCACUAGCAGCUCUCACAGUGGCGACCUCACCUACUACGAUGUCGGCUUGGGUGCCUGCGGUUUCGACGAUAACGGCUUGGACAUGUCCGACAACAUUGUGGCCCUUUCCCACGAGAUGAUGGGUACCCAGUCCAACGGCAACCCCUACUGCAACAGGAAGGUUAUCAUCAAGGCCAACGGCAAGACCGUUACCGCUACUGUCCGCGACAAGUGCAUGGGAUGCGCCUUCAACGACAUUGAUGUUUCCAAGAAGGCCUUCCUCGACGUCUUUGGCGCCCUUACCGACGGUCGCAAGAAUGUCGAGUGGGCUUUCUCCGACUAAAGAAUUGGUCACACCAUUCAAUGCCUUCACAGCAAGGCAUUCUCAUUUUCGCUUCUCACACAGGCGCGUAAACUCGUUUACCGCGCAUUGAAAAAAUUGGUUCACGCGGAUCUUCUCCAGCGUCUCUUUUGGACAAAGGACGGACCGACUCGCAGGGCGAUGAUGACUUUUAUGACCCUUUCUUCCCAACCCCUUUGUCAUGCUUUCUUCUCUUCAAUGUCAAUUCUUUCUUUGGCAACGGAACAUAAGAACAACACACAAAGGGGGA
Messenger RNA from Neurospora tetraspora, 1255 nucleotides. Its product is annotated as RlpA-like double-psi beta-barrel-protein domain-containing protein-containing protein. The record is from RefSeq and is a predicted model, not a curated record. The transcript has a single exon. The coding region runs from base 178 to 987 and encodes 269 amino acids. Lineage: Eukaryota; Fungi; Ascomycota; Sordariomycetes; Sordariales; Sordariaceae.